Closterium sp. NIES-65 is the source of this 3828-nucleotide messenger RNA. The record is from the annotation of a GenBank genome assembly. Lineage: Eukaryota; Viridiplantae; Streptophyta; Zygnematophyceae; Desmidiales; Closteriaceae.
AUGGACGCGACGGAGGACGAGAUCGCGCGCAUGCAGGAGGAGCGGCGCGCCAAGGAGCAGGAGCUGGCGGCGCUGGCGUCGGUGAGCUUCGACAAGGAUCUGUACGGCGGCGGCGACAAGGACCGCUUCGCGGGCUACGAGAUGUCGAUCCCCGUGAUGGAGGACGAGGAGGAGCAGGAUGCCACGGAGCGAGAGGUCGCCAGGAAGCUGGCGUCGUACACAGCGCCCAAGGAGCUGCUGCACGAGCUGCCGCGCGGAGAGGCGGAGGAAGAGCCCGCGGGGUUUAAGAAGCCAUCGCGCAUCAUAGACAGGGAGGACGACUACCGGCGCCGCCGCCUCAACCGGAUUAUCUCGCCCGACCGCCAUGAUGCCUUUGCCAUGGGUGACGCCACCCCUGAUGCCGCAGUGCGCACGUACGCGGACGUGAUCAAGGAGGAGGCGUUGAAGCGCGAGAAGGAGGAGACGCUGAGGCAGAUCGCCAAGAAGAAGGCGGAGGAGGCUGAGAGGAAGGCUGCCGAGCUCUCCUCCGCGCCCAUCAAGGCCCAAGGCGCCGCUGCCGCCCCCGCUGCCGCUGCUGCCGCCCCUGCUGCUGCGGCUCCCAGUGCUGCUGCUGCUGCUGCGGGGAGCAAGAGGAGGAAUCGGUGGGACGUGGCGGGAGGGGGAGGGCCUGGUGCUGCGGAGGUUGAAGCCAAGAAGCCCAAGGCGGCUGAUUGGGAUGCUCCAGAUGCCACUCCCGGCGCUGCUAGUCGUUGGGACGCUCCCACCCCUGGUCGGGGCAGUGCAGUGGACGCCACCCCCACGCCCGGCCCCCGCCGCAACCGAUGGGAUGAAACCCCCUCCCACGGCGGAGUAAUGCCGGACGACGCCACCCCCUCCGCGCUCCCGGGCGGCGGCGGCGCCACCCCGGGGCUGGGCGGCGGGGCCACGCCGGCCGGCAUGGCUUGGGACGCCACGCCGAAGCUCUCGGCCGGCGCCACCCCGACCCCGAAAAAGACGCGGUCCAGAUGGGACGAAACGCCGGCCGGCGGAGGCGUUACCCCCGCGGGCGGCGGGGGCGGCGCCACCCCGUCCGCUGCUGUAGGCAUGACCCCCUCGGGGAUGACUCCGGGGGGGGUGACACCUGGGGGAGCUACACCUGGUGGGUUCGGGGUCACACCGGUGGGAGGAAUGGACAUGGCAACUCCCACCCCGGGUCAAAUCGCCCUACGGGGGCCGCUCACCCCGGAGCAAUUCACCAUGCUGCGAUGGGAGAGGGAGAUUGAGGAGCGGAACAAGCCACUCUCAGAUGAGGAGCUGGAUGCCAUGUUUCCCUUAGACGGAUAUAAGGUGCUCGAACCCCCUGCCUCGUACGUCCCCAUCCGCACCCCUGCGAGGAAGCUCCUCGCGACGCCGACCCCGAUGGGAGGAGCAGGGGGGGGUGCGACGCCGCUGUAUGCGAUUCCGGAGGAGGAUCGGCAGCAGCUGUUUGACGUGGGGAAGGAGGUGCCGGGGCUGCCGAACCUGAAGCCGGAGGACUACCAGUACUUUGGCGCGCUGCUGAACGAGGAGGAGGAGGAGAAGAUGAGCGCGCAGGAGAAGACCGAGAGGAAGAUCAUGAAGCUGCUGCUCAAGGUGAAGAACGGCACGCCUCCCCAGCGCAAGACGGCGCUGAGGCAGCUGACAGACAAGGCGCGGGAGUUUGGUGCGUCCGCCCUCUUCAACCAGAUCCUGCCGCUGCUCAUGUCGCCCACCCUGGAGGACCAGGAGAGGCAUCUGCUCGUCAAGGUCAUCGAUCGCAUUCUGUACAAGCUGGACGAGUUGGUGCGCCCCUUCGUGCACAAGAUCCUGGUGGUCAUCGAGCCGCUGCUCAUUGACGAGGACUACUAUGCACGUGUGGAAGGCAGAGAGAUUAUCUCCAACCUCAGCAAGGCAGCAGGCCUUGCAACGAUGAUUGCAGCCAUGCGGCCCGACAUAGACAACGUGGACGAGUACGUGCGCAACACCACCGCGCGCGCCUUCUCCGUGGUGGCCUCCGCGCUCGGCAUCCCCGCUCUGCUGCCCUUCCUGAGGGCCGUGUGCGCCAGCAAGAAGUCGUGGCAGGCGCGGCACACGGGCAUCAAGAUCGUGCAGCAGAUUGCGAUUCUCAUGGGGUGCGCCGUGCUGCCGCACCUGCGCUCCCUGGUUGAUAUCAUUGAGCAUGGGCUGGGAGACGACAACCAGAAGGUGCGCACCAUCACGGCGUUAUCCCUGGCAGCGCUGGCAGAGGCGUCAGCCCCCUACGGCAUUGAGAGCUUUGACUCCGUGCUCAAGCCGCUGUGGAAGGGUAUUCGUGCGCACCGCGGGAAGGUUCUUGCGGCCUUCCUGAAGGCGAUCGGGUUCAUCAUCCCCCUGAUGGACGCCAUGUAUGCCAGCUACUACACCCGCGAGGUGAUGGUGGUGCUGAUUCGCGAGUUCCAGUCGCCGGACGAGGAGAUGAAGAAGAUAGUGCUGAAGGUGGUGAAGCAGUGUGUGGGCACGGACGGCGUGGAGCCGGACUACAUCCGCACGGAGAUCCUCCCCGAGUACUUCAAGCACUUCUGGGUGCGCCGCAUGGCGCUCGAUCGACGGAACUACAAGCAGCUCGUUGAGACCACAGUGGAGAUUGCUAAUAAGGCGGGGGUGAGCGACAUCAUAGGGCGCGUGGUGGAGGACCUCAAGGACGAGAGUGAGCCGUACCGGCGCAUGGUGAUGGAGACGGUUGAGAAGGUGCUCACCAACCUGGGGGCCGCUGACAUCGACGCGCGGCUUGAAGAGUUGUUGAUCGACGGCAUCCUUUACGCGUUCCAGGAACAGACAAGCGACGACGCGAAUGUAAUGCUCAACGGCUUUGGCACGGUGGUGAAUGCGCUCGGGCAGAGAGUGCGUCCCUACCUCCCCCAGAUCUGUGGAACGGUGAAGUGGCGGCUGAACAACAAGAGUGCCAAGGUGCGGCAGCAGGCAGCGGAUCUGAUAGCGCGCAUUGCCGUGGUCAUGAAGGCGUGCGGGGAGGAGCAGCUUAUGGGGCACCUGGGCGUCGUGCUUUACGAGUACCUGGGAGAAGCAAGAGUGCGGCAGCAGGCGGCGGACCUGAUAGCGCGCAUUGCCGUGGUGAUGAAGGCGUGCGGGGAGGAGCAGCUCAUGGGGCACCUGGGCGUCAGCUGUGCUGAUGAGGGCAUGUGGGAGGAGCAGCUGAUGGGGCACCUGGCUGGGCAUCGUUGCGGUGUCAUGCGUUCAGUGGAGCAGCUCACGGGGCACCUUGGUGUGGUGUUCGCGAGUACCUGUAGCUCACGGGGCACCUGGGCUGGCUCACGUGAUUGGCAUGAUCAAAAUGACUCCCCCUCCCAAUUGUUGCUGAUAUCCACACACCACACCUAUGUGACACACUCUCUCGCCCUCUCCCUCCCUCCAGAGUACCCCGAGGUGCUGGGGUCCAUCCUGGGCGCGCUCAAGGUCAUAGUGAAUGUGAUUGGCAUGACCAAGAGGUUCCCUUCCACCCCUUGCUGCUCAUACCCACACAUUAAUGCCCACCCCACCUGUGUCACUCUCUCUCCCAACUGUGCCAUGCCCCUUCCCCUCCCUCCAGAGUACCCCGAGGAUGUUCCUCCCCUUGCUACUCCUUCCCACACGCACAUCACAACACACCAAUGCGCCAUGCACUUGUGCCACCCUCUCUCUCUUCCCUUAAUCCCUCCAGAGUACCCCGAGGUGCUGGGGUCUAUCCUGGGAGCGCUCAAGGCGAUAGUGAACGUGAUCGGCAUGACCAAGAUGACUCCUCCCAUCAAGGACCUGCUGCCCCGCCUCACGCCCAUCCUCAAGAACAGGCACGAGAAG